AUGAUGGCUCACGAAUUAUUUAAGUUAGAUUUAAGUUCGGAAUCCGAUUCUGACGAGGAAUUGGAUGAACUGGUUUUAUAUUCUUUAAUUAAACGAAAAAAGUCGCAAAAUAGUGAUUUUAUGAAAAAAAGAAAAAGUCACGGAGAAUUUGUUUUGACAACGGAAUUAUCUGAAAAACAAUUUACUAACUACUUCCGCUUAAAUAGAUGUCAAUUUCAUGAAGUUCUCCAUAUUAUAAAGGAUACUAUUUUUUCUGAAGGGUGUAAUGCUCAAAGACCUAUUGAUCCUGAAGAAAAACUCGCUGUGUUCUUAAGGUAA
Molecule: messenger RNA, 318 nt
Organism: Macrosiphum euphorbiae (potato aphid)
Lineage: Eukaryota; Metazoa; Arthropoda; Insecta; Hemiptera; Aphididae
Source: the annotation of a GenBank genome assembly